This is a messenger RNA of Venustampulla echinocandica, 1125 nucleotides long. RefSeq lists its product as uncharacterized. The record is from RefSeq and is a predicted model, not a curated record. Bases 1 to 1125 code for a protein of 374 amino acids. Gene Ontology annotation, molecular function: monoatomic cation transmembrane transporter activity. The transcript has 6 exons. Gene Ontology annotation, cellular component: membrane. NCBI's taxonomy places the organism in Eukaryota, Fungi, Ascomycota, Leotiomycetes, Helotiales, Pleuroascaceae. Gene Ontology annotation, biological process: monoatomic cation transport; transmembrane transport.
AUGAGCGACUCAACUUCGGAUAUCACGCCAGUUCCGACUGUCUCUGGUCCAACUGAUGCAUCGUCGCACCCAAUCAAAACUCCCCCAGAAACCAUUCCUGAAGAAAUCAUCACCACAUCAUUACCGACGACGCUGGGCGAUGUCAAGAAUCUAGAGGUCACAGUUUCGGAAGAUCCCUACUCCCUCCGGGGUUCUAAGCGGGAUGAUAUCCAUAUCAAUGGCAGGAAACAGGUCGCCCCGAACCUAACCCGGCGAAAGCACAAGAAGAUCAAGAAGUAUUACAAUCGGCAAAAUGCGCUUAUUGAUGCUUACCUUGGGAGCCAUGAUGAGGAGCAACUUGAGAUCGAAGAUACCCUGAAAUAUGGUGGCAAGGUGAAAUUUGCUGUCAACGCCAGUUUUGUUUGCAAUUUCUUUCUAUUUAUCAUCCAGCUUUAUGCGGCGGUAUCAACGGGUUCCCUCUCUCUAUUUGCCACUGCUGCGGAUGCAUUUAUGGAUCUUGUUAGCUCAUGUGUAAUGUUGGUUACAUCUCGACUAGCAGCCAAAGCCAAUGUUCAGAAAUUCCCUGUUGGCCGCAAACGUGUUGAAACUGUUGGAAUCAUUCUUUUCUGUGCCUUAAUGACGACAGUAUCUGCCCAGUUAAUUAUCGAUCACCGCAAUGAUAUUGCAGUCAACGUCUUCGGUCUCAUAAUGUCUAUUGUUGGAACGCGAUUCGUGAAGACUUGGUACCUUGAUCCAACUGGUGCCAUUUGCAUUGCUUGUCUCAUCCUCUACUCCUGGGCUUCAACUGCAUUCGAGCACAUGUGGUAUCUAGUCGGCAAAUCUGCUCCGCAAGACUUCUUGAAUAAACUAGUCUACGUCUCUGCCCGAGCCUAUCAUGCAGGAGACAAAUACUACGUCGAAGUAGACAUAAUUAUGGCUGAGGAAGAACCGCUCAAGGUGACACAUGAUGUCAGCCAGACGCUGCAGCGCAAACUUGAAGGUCUCUCAGAUGUUGAAAGGGCGUUCGUUCAUGUCGACUAUGAGGACGCGCAUGAUGUGGGCACGGAACAUAAAGCGCUUUAUGAGAUCCGCGAACCGAAGGAGCCACUCUCAAAGCGAAUAAAACAGAAGUUCACAAAGAAUUAA